This is a messenger RNA of Aspergillus neoniger CBS 115656, 1322 nucleotides long. RefSeq lists its product as uncharacterized. The coding region runs from base 240 to 1145 and encodes 301 amino acids. Gene Ontology annotation, cellular component: mitochondrion. The transcript has 3 exons. The record is from RefSeq and is a predicted model, not a curated record. NCBI's taxonomy places the organism in Eukaryota, Fungi, Ascomycota, Eurotiomycetes, Eurotiales, Aspergillaceae.
GGGUUGUCCACUCCUUUUGUCGGUCCCUCAUUAUCCUCUCUACUCUUUCACUCCUUUUUACCCCGGUUCAGCGUUGCUUUCAGCGGUACAUCCCAUCUAUCUAGUAUACCAACUCUUUUUACGUCGUUCCCUUGCUUCGACUUUCCUUUGUGUCAUCUGCAUAGAAGUGCUCCGCGUCUAACACCGCCACUACAUCUGAUUCCCCAGUCAGAGCGAGGAGUGGCUCGCUGCUCGUCAGCAUGGAUUUCGACUUCCCUGUUCAUCAGUCCCUGCCCUUUGCGGGGCAUCGCAGCCGGUUGGGUGACUUCCUCACGGCGGAUGUGAUGGUUGCUGCAGGUUCGGCAGCCUUGGUCACUCCUGCUGUUAUGAUCUUAGACAGACUGGUCGUCGAGAAGUCAUCGCACAACCAACCUAUGCUCCCUGCCUUCCGCCGCCACCUCUGGCUCUCCAUCACACAGCCUGCCACCUUCUUGACCUCUCGACCCAGUCUGCUCGUCUGGUCUCUCUAUACAGCCACCUUUGCGGCCGCCAAUGCCACAGAGACCAUCCUGGACCAAGUCUACCCUCAUGUCGACCACGCCAUGGCAGGAGUGGCCACCUUCAUGAGCACCUUUGUGGUCAACUCGUCUGUGGGCAUCUGGAAGGACGUCAAGUUCGCCCAACUGUUCGGCCACAGCAACGCCACCCCUCCCACUCCUGCUCCCAAGACCACGACCUCUGCUGCUCCGUCCCAAAGCAAGAUCCUCCGCUCCGUCAGCCGCACCAUCCCCUUUGCCACCUACUCGGCCUUCCUGGUGCGCGAUGCUCUCACCAUCUUCGGCUCCUUCAGUCUCCCCGCCAUGGUCUCGGCCUCCAUCCCGGACUCUAUUGCCUCCAGCGAAUACCUGAAGAUCCUGUUCGCGCAGCUCGCCAUUCCGGCCUCCAUUCAGCUGGUCAGCACUCCAAUUCAUCUACUCGGGCUUGAUCUCUACAACCGGCCCAUGCAACUUUCGGCCUCGGACCGAUUAAGUCGGGUGAGCAGGGACUGGAUCGGGGCGUCCCUGACGCGUAUGUGUCGGAUUAUUCCCGCGUUCGGGAUCGGCGGGUUCGCCAAUACCGAAGGCCGGGCGUUCCUGCACCAACAAUUGCGGCGAUGUGAGGACUGAUUUUCUGCAAUGGCCAAUCAGGAUGUCAGAAGUUCAUUAUGAUUGUGAAUGACUCAAAGAAAAUCGUUACACCGUUGCCUGCGAUAACCGCACCGAGAAAAUGGGGCCCAUCCCCGCCAGGUGGUCGGCGGUCAAAUAAUGAGUUUCCCGAUCGGGAAACCCAUCCGCCCAUCGGGA